Molecule: messenger RNA, 1362 nt
Organism: Linum tenue
Lineage: Eukaryota; Viridiplantae; Streptophyta; Magnoliopsida; Malpighiales; Linaceae
Source: the annotation of a GenBank genome assembly
AUGCUAAUCCGGUCCGUCGCCCACAGUCUCAUCCCCCACGAGGUCCUUCGUCCAGUCCUCUCCUUCGCCUCCCGCUUCCUCUCCUCCCGCUUCUCCAAUACCCUAACCCUCGUCGUCGAAGAAAACGGCUUCAUCCGCGACGAGCUCUACGACGCAGCCGAGAUCUACCUCCGAACCAAAAUCGGCCCCGCCGUCGGCCGCCUCAGGAUCCGCAAAACCCACAAGCAGAAGGAGUUCACCCUCUCCCUCCUCAACGACGAGGAGAUCGUCGACCGCUACGACGGUUUCGAUGUUCGAUGGAAAUACAUCUGCGUUCGCAGCAGCAACUGUCCAACCAGGGAGGAGAAAUCGUUUCAGCUCACCUUCCCCAAGAAAUUGAAGGAGAGAGUGAUUGGUUCCUACCUUCCCUACGUCUUGGCCAGAGGGGAAGAAAUCAGGGAAGAGAAGAGAGCCGUGAGGAUUUACAGCACGGAUUGCCCUGAUAAGCAAGGCGCAUAUUGGGGAUCUGUGAUUCUUCAACACCCAGCGAGCUUCGACACCCUCGCGCUGGAUUCCGAUUUGAAGAGGAUGAUAAUUGGGGAUCUGGAGAAAUUCGUGGAGAGGAAGGAGUUCUACAAGAAAGUGGGCCGAGCUUGGAAGCGCGGGUACCUGCUCUACGGCCCGCCCGGAACUGGGAAAUCGACCCUGAUUGCCGCGAUGGCGAAUUACCUGAAAUUCGACAUCUACGAUUUGGAGCUCAGCAGCGUGUAUUCGAACUCAGAUCUGAAAAGGGUUUUGCUAUCCACCUCGAAUCGUUCGAUUCUGGUGAUUGAAGACAUCGAUUGCAGCUCCUCCAAGGUUCACGUUCGGCAGGAUGACGGCGGGGACGAUGACGGCGGCGGCGGCGGCUACAUUGGGUACUACCAAGGUCAGGAAUUGGAGCCCAGGCUGACGCUGUCGGGGAUCUUGAAUUUCAUUGACGGGUUGUGGUCGAGCUGCGGGGACGAGAGGAUAAUUGUGUUCACGACCAAUCACAAGGAGCGCCUGGAUCCUGCUCUGCUUCGGCCGGGGAGGAUGGACGUUCAUAUCAACUUAUCGUAUUGCACCCCUGAAGCUUUUGCCAUUCUGGCGUCGAACUACCUCAACGUUGACGACGGGAGCCACCGGCUGUACGGUGAGAUAGAGGAGUUGAUAAGGAGCGUGGAUGUGACGCCGGCGGAGGUGACGGAGGAGCUUAUAAAGAACGAGGAUGUUGAUUUGGCUUUUGAAGGGGUUAUUGAUCUUCUGAGGAAGAGGAAAACAGGGGCAGUGGUUGAAGAGGAAGAAAGUGUACAGCGUCUAAAUGGCGAAUCCAGUUUUGAUAAUAAGGAUGUGGUGAAUUGA